UCCAUCGGGCUGCAUCCGGCUGCGGGAGUGGAGGCCUGGGCAGCAUGACGACGGAAACCUUUGUGAAAGAUAUCAAGCCAGGACUUAAGAAUCUGAAUCUCAUCCUCAUUGUGCUAGAGACAGGCCGAGUGACCAAGACAAAAGAUGGACACGAAGUGAGGACCUGCAAAGUAGCAGACAAAACAGGGAGCAUCAAUAUAUCUGUUUGGGAUGAUGUUGGCAACCUGAUCCAGCCAGGGGACAUUAUUCAACUCACUAAGGGGUACGCUUCAGUGUUUAAAGGCUGUCUGACACUCUACACUGGCCGAGGGGGUGAUCUACAGAAGAUCGGAGAAUUCUGUAUGGUCUAUUCUGAGGUCCCCAACUUCAGUGAGCCAAAUCCUGAAUACCGUGCCCAGCAGCUCCCCAGCAAAACGGUACAGAACGACAGCACUUCUGCCGCUUCCCAGUCUCCAGCUGGCCCUCCUGCUGGCUCUCCAGCCUCUGAGAGUCAAAAUGGGAACGGCCUAAGCACCCCUUCUGGCCCAGGCAAUGGCUCCCAUGCACCCCAUGCCCCUUCUCACCCUAUCAGCACCCGAGUUACUCGAAGUCAGCCUAGCCACACACCUGCUGACCCUCCAGGUCCCUCCUCCACCCCCAUCAGCAACGGCAAAGAGACUCGGAGGAGCAGCAAGAGAUAGCAAGACACCCUUCUUACCGAAGACAACCCUUCCAUGUAUCUCCCCACCGGGAGCAAAGACUGUCCAUUGGGAGCUAGCAGCAUGUGUGUGGUGUGGGGACAUAUUCUCGCCUCAGACUUUCUGAGGUGAUGUGUAGGGGGGCAGUCAUUUCUCCCCCUUCUUCCCUGCGCCAACCCCCCUACUCAAGCCAGAGUACCUUGUCUCCUGAGCGCUCCAAACCACCUCUGCCAUUUUUAGAAACCAAACUUGGGGUGAGUAUGUUAAAUGUGUGUGAUAUAGGGGACUUCCCUAAU
Messenger RNA from Dromiciops gliroides (monito del monte), 973 nucleotides. Its product is annotated as SOSS complex subunit B1-like. Gene Ontology annotation, molecular function: DNA binding. Gene Ontology annotation, biological process: mitotic cell cycle checkpoint signaling; response to ionizing radiation; double-strand break repair via homologous recombination. Gene Ontology annotation, cellular component: SOSS complex. NCBI's taxonomy places the organism in Eukaryota, Metazoa, Chordata, Mammalia, Microbiotheria, Microbiotheriidae. The record is from RefSeq and is a predicted model, not a curated record.